Messenger RNA from Gastrolobium bilobum, 741 nucleotides. RefSeq lists its product as uncharacterized. The coding region runs from base 1 to 741 and encodes 246 amino acids. Lineage: Eukaryota; Viridiplantae; Streptophyta; Magnoliopsida; Fabales; Fabaceae. The record is from RefSeq and is a predicted model, not a curated record. The transcript has a single exon.
AUGGUGACACAGAGAAGAGAGGAGGAAGAGGAAGACAUGGAGGAGGACCUAGGGGAGGAAGACAAUGACCCUCUAUGCCCUACAUAUAAAAUUUCUAAGAAUCAACAUAAAGAAGAUUGUAAGCAAUGGAGGAAGGCUCUAAUCAUAAAACUGCUAGGCAGACGAAUAAGCUCGAGGUUUCUGUUAGCUAGACUUCAACGGCUAUGGGGUCUAACUGGAACUUUUGAAGCAAUUGAUCUGGACAAUGGCUACAUAGUGCUACGGUUCUCGGAUGAUAGGGAUUAUAUUCAUGUCCUGCAAGAGGGUCCUUGGGUGGUAGCUGAUCAUUAUCUGGUUGUCCAAUGCUGGAGACCCUUGUUAAACCCAUAUGAAGACAAUCUUAAGAAACUAGCCAUCUGGAUGCGCAUCCCUGGUUUACCCGUUGAGUUAUACUCCACGCAACACCUCUGGAAGAUUGGUAACAUAUUUGGGAGGACCCUCAAGGUAGACAAAAACUCCAUUAGGACUGCAGAAGAGGGUGAUGGAGAGGUCACAGAGAAAGCUCAUUUUGCUAGAAUCUAUGUGGAAGUAAACUUGAACAAGAGCCUACUCUCCCGAUUCAAGAUGGGUAAUCGUACUAUCCAAGUGGGAUAUGAGGGCCUUCACCUCAUAUGCUUCUCAUGUGGGAAAUACGAGCAUAGGAAGGAUCAAUGCAGCCUAGCGGGGAAACCCAGUUCUACAGCAAGCUCUUCACGAAAUUAG